Molecule: messenger RNA, 3333 nt
Organism: Centropristis striata (black sea bass)
Lineage: Eukaryota; Metazoa; Chordata; Actinopteri; Perciformes; Serranidae
Gene: dcaf5
Product: ddb1 and cul4 associated factor 5
Exons: 9
Coding region: 231-2609 (792 amino acids)
Biological process (GO): negative regulation of fatty acid biosynthetic process
Cellular component (GO): cytoplasm; Cul4-RING E3 ubiquitin ligase complex
Molecular function (GO): protein binding
Source: RefSeq, a predicted model, not a curated record
CAGACAGGGGGAGAGAGAGAUCCUCCACCGGAGCAGGAAGCUGCUGCUGGGACUACCGAGAAGACAGAGGAGGUACAAAACAACGUCGACAUCAGCUGCAGCGGGGCUCCCACCAUAAUGUAGACCCAACAGAGCCACAACAACAGCCGUGUGCGCCACCUCUACCCGACAACCACGACUACAUGUCGAGGCUGCAGUGGUGAAAAAGGAAAGCUAGGCCGUGGUUCAACAUGAAGGAGCUGAAGGGCUGCGGUAUGCGCUCCUCGGUGGGCUUUCUGUCCCGCAGAGAGCUGACUGGGCAGCCGCUCAUGAAGGAGGAGUUCCAGCGGCGCAGGAUGGCCGGCUGCACCAGCCUCUACAAGAAGGAUAUGCUCGGACACUUCGGCUGUGUCAACGCCAUUGAGUUCUCCAACAACGGCGGGGAAUGGCUUGUGUCCGGAGGAGAUGACCGCCGGGUGCUCCUGUGGCACAUGGAGCAAGCCAUCCAUGCUCGGUCGAAGCCUGUGAAACUGAAGGGCGAGCACCUGUCCAAUAUCUUCUGCCUGGCCUUUGACAGCACCAACAAAAAGGUCUUCUCUGGUGGAAACGACGAACAGGUGAUUCUUCAUGAUGUGGAGAGAAGGGAAACCCUGAACGUGUUCCUGCAUAUCGACGCUGUGUACAGUUUGUCUGUCAGCCCGGUCAAUGACAACGUGUUUGCCAGCUCAUCUGACGACGGGCGCGUUCUUAUCUGGGACACCCGCGAGCCACCAAGUGCAGAGCCGUUCUGCCUGGCCAGCUACCCCUCGGCCUUCCACAGCGUGAUGUUUAACCCCGUGGAGCCCAGGCUGAUCGCCACGGCCAACUCCAAGGAGGGAGUUGGAUUAUGGGACAUCCGCAAGCCACGCAGCUCCUUGCUGCGUUACGGAGGCAGCAUGUCCCUGCAGAGCGCCAUGAGUGUUCGCUUCAACAGCACCGGCACCCAGCUGCUGGCACUGCGGCGCCGCCUGCCACCCGUCCUCUACGAGCUGCACUCCCGCCUGCCCAGCUUCCAGUUCGACAACCAGGGCUACUUCAACUCCUGCACCAUGAAGAGCUGCUGCUUCGCCGGGGACAAAGAUCAGUACAUCUUGUCUGGCUCUGAUGACUUCAACCUCUACAUGUGGAAAAUCCCAAAGGACCCAGAAGCAGGAGGUCCUGGUCGUGUGGUGAACGGGGCUUUCAUGGUCCUGAAGGGUCACCGCUCCAUCGUCAACCAGGUCCGCUUCAACCCUCACACCUACAUGAUCUGCUCCUCCGGCGUGGAGAAAGUCAUCAAGGUGUGGAGUCCCUACCAGCAGCCAGAGAGUCUUGGUGAUCUCGACGGCCGCGUUGAGGACAAGUCUCGUAGUCUCUACACCCACGAGGAGUACAUCAGCCUGGUGCUGAACAGCGGCAGCGGGCUGUCCCACGACUACGUCAGCCAGUCCAUCCAGGAGGACCCGCGCAUGAUGGCGUUCUUUGACUCACUGGUGCGUCGAGAGAUCGAGGGUUGGAGCUCCGACUCUGACAGCGACCUGAGCGAGGAAGCCAUCAUGCAGCUGCACGCCCGGGGACGUCGCACCAUAAGGGCCACGCCGACGCCCCCCACCGCCGUCUCUGCCGCCGGUCACCACAGCGACUCUGAUAACUCGUCCUCCUCGUCUCUGGCUGGACCUGAUGCUUCAGGAGGAGAAGAGCAAGCCGGGGCAGAGGUCGAGGAGCGGCCGAGGAGACGAGGCAGGCAUCAGCGGCAUCAGUCCGGCUUCCUCGUCAAUGAGGACUCGGACUCGAGUGAGUUUUGGCUCGACCCCAUGCCCCGGCCUCGCUCGCCAAGCCCCAGAGACAACUCCACGCUGUCCAGCCCCACCUCGUCUCCUUCGCUCCCCGUCGGAGCCUCCAGCUCCUCCACGUCCACUUCCAGCUCCAGCAGUGACGACGAGGAGCGGCGCAGCGCGGUGAGGCGGCGCAACGUCAUGAGGCGGCGGCGCAUGAAUGUCGUCUCCCGAGCCGGGGACCGGCCCGAGUCUGUGCAGACUCUGUUUUCAGCCAUCGACUCCUGCAGCUACCCAUCGAUUUCAAUCGAAGACCUGUCUUCUUCCUCGUCGGGCGAGGUACAGAACUCUCUCCAGAUCAAGGCUGGCGGUGCCAGAGACGAGGAAAAGUGUCUGAGCCCUUCUGACUUUGUGUGUCUGAGCCCAGUAAUGUCCCCUGAGAGCCAAGAGAAUGAGGAGGAGAGUGACAGGACUGAGCUGGAAAGACAUCCAGCUGUGUCACUGGACGGACACAGGCCAGAAGCAAGAGCUGUUAGAGAGCCGGCUUUGGACAGCUCCGAUAGCGGAGAGGCUUGUAGCAGCUCAGUGGCUUUAGACUGUACCUCUCCCAGCCGACACAGCCCCGGAGUGAACGGGCGACACUGGACUGUAGCACCUUAUGUGAGGGAGAACCUCCCUGUCUCCUCAGAGUCGGAGGAAGAGACUGGCAUUGCACCUGAAGACAGCAGGCCGCAGAGAGAAAAGGGCCUGGCACAGAGCGCUCUGAAACGGACUCAUGUGGGAUCAGAGGAAGGCGAGUCAGGCUCCUCGCCCUCAGAAAAGAAGUUAAAAACAUGAUGACAUCUUUCUCAUCCCGGAAAGUCAUCAUUUGUUAACAGACUUAAUUUAGGAAGUGGGUUUUCUAUAGGUUUUUACAACUCAGCUUUUUCAUUUUGCGUCUUGCAGUCAUGUGACAUGUCAUAUGAACUUGCGCUGAUUCUGAGCAGAAGACGUUAAGGAGCUAAAAAAAAAAAAGAAAGUGUUGUUAAUUUUUUGUUUUUGAACAAAUUAAUACGACAAUGUCAUCGUUCUUUUGGUCAAACCAGAGAUGACACUAAAAGGAAAAUGUAAAACACAAGCUAAGUAUUGUUGAUAACAAUGGUAUUUUAAGUGAAACACAUUUACUUUAAUGCAGCAUCGGUGUUUCUUUCUCAUGCUUUGGUUGUUGCAGAAAGCUCCACCCAGGAUUUGGAGCUCCUCCAGCCAUAAAAAAAGGGUCUUAUGGAGGACAAAAGCUUUGCAGCAUUUUAAUUUUCCACGGUUUCACACUGAGCAUAAAUCUGAUUGGGCUUAUUUUUAUUUAGAUUCUUGGCUCAGACUGCUUCGGGGUGUUUGAAGAAUUGACUUUGUCUGUGUGAAAUCUUAAAGAGUGCCAUUUGUUUAAGCUGUGCAUUGAAAAUUAUGCUUUCAGUGUCCCCACCGAUUGUUUUUUGUCUCAUUAUCCAGCCGCUGGGUACCAUUACAAGCCAAGGCUUGCUUUUGUUUUCUUGCAAUAAAAGAAUAAUUUGUUCUCCAGCGACAA